Messenger RNA from Cetraspora pellucida, 384 nucleotides. Lineage: Eukaryota; Fungi; Glomeromycota; Glomeromycetes; Diversisporales; Gigasporaceae. The record is from the annotation of a GenBank genome assembly.
AAACAUAUUAUUCCUGCUGGAAAACCAUUAGAUGUGGAGAAAUAUGCUACUGCAAAACCUGCCGUGGAAGAUGAUGAAGAUGAAAAACCAAAGAAGCACUAUUAUAGAAAACACCGUAAACACCACCACAAAUAUGUUGUAUACAAGAAAGCUCCUGCUGAUGUUGAUAAUGAUGCUGCAAAGAAAACUACUUGUACUAAGAAACAUGAGGAACUUGAGGAUGAUGAAGAUAAAAAAUAUUAUCUCCAUCAUCACAAACACCAUCCAGGUCAUGAUCACGUUCACAUUCACGUUCAUCACACCACAACCACCUCAUCCGUCUAUCGUUGCACUACUACAACUCCCCCUCCCAAAACCACCACCCAUUGCACCGCCAAACAUUAA